AUGGCUACUUCCCUUAACAAACUUCUCACCACCUGUGCCACUCGUCAGGUUCUGGCACCCAACUUCAUCAGUCUAUUCCAACAGCUAAAUGAAUCUCAAAAGAUAGACGAUAAUGAAUAUAUCACUUGUAUGCUAGAAGUAUCACCUUUGUCUACCGCCACUAAAGCAUCUAUCUAUCGUAAGAUUGAUUUGGUGUUGGCAUUGGCCAUGUCAGAUAACGAAUCAAUGACUCGGUUCUGGAGACUUUUGACCAAAACUGCAGUUCCAUCACAAGUGGAAUAUUUGGUACAUUUGAAUCGGAUGUUGAUAUCUAAAUCAUUGACCCUGUCUUUAAAUGAGUCGUUACUUCUGAAACUCACAAGUUGGCAUUUGGCUGCCUAUACAAAAUAUGUCACUACUACUAUAAAAAAUCUCGGGAGACUGCCUCUACCCGUUGAAUCCCGUAUCUUGAGUGAAUUGGUAUUCAUAUGGAGUACUAUAUUCAAACAUUACAAGUUACCUUCAGCUGAUUCUCAAAAGGCUCGUGAAUGUGUGGAAGAGUUGGCCUCUGAUUUACAUAAGUUGGGGUUCAUUAAAGAGUACAGAUAUAUCUGUACUCUUGUGAAACAUCAACAAUUACAGCAGCUGAAACAGCUGACUGAAAUUGAUCAUCAUCACAAUAAUAUCAAUUCUAUUACUACCAGUAACAAUAUAUCUGUGACUAGUUCGUUUUUUGUUGAUGAAGGAGAUCUGACUUUAAAGCAUAAGGCCACUACUAAAAGUUUAUCGUUAGCCAAUAUUAAUCCUAGGAAGUUAACUCAAAUCAACAAGUUGAAAAAAUACUUUUGGUUAAGUCAACAGUUCAAAAACUUCAACUUUGAUAAGAAUGAUUUGAUGAGUAAUUAUACCACCUUAUUUAUCAAUGAAAACGCCAAGAAACCAUAUGCUAUAACAGUGGAGUUUAUUAGCACUUUAUUCAAUGGAUAUGGUCAUAUCAAUGAUUACCCAUUUGUUAAAUUCAAUUGGAAGAAUUAUAUUGUUUCUCAGUUACCAUUAUCGUUAUCAUUGUUAAAAUUCACUGAUGAAACUGUAGAAGAAUCCAUUGUACAUGCAUUUAAAGCAAUUGAAGAAAGAAUUGCUGUUUCGGAAGAAAUCAUUCAUAUCCGUCAAUUAUUGGUUAAAAGUUGUAUUUUUCAUAAUCUACUAUCAAUUCCUUCCUUCCAUAAAAUCUUCCCUACUGAAACAAGAGUCAACCAACAAUAUUUAGUUGGUGAAUUAAAUGUUUUCAACAAUUCUAAUUUGAACGUUGAAAGAGGAAUUGAUACUAAAUUAUUAAAAGUCAAUCCUGAAUUCACCUCCUUAGAUGAAUCUGGUUUAAUUGAAUUCUUUGUAACUUUGCAAAAGAAUAUAGAAUGUCUGCAUGCCAAACAAAUGGAAACUACUAGAGUCAUACUAAAACAUCUAGAAGAAUUGAUCAAAAGAAAGGAAAAUGAUAAACUUGCAAGAUUGCUCUUGGUCAUACUGAAUAAUUUAACAUUAUUGCACAUCAUUUCUUAUAACUCCAAAAAUGGUCCUUACACAAUUUUGAACUUGCUAGUGAAUUAUUUGGAUUCCAAGGAUUUUAAUACUGAUGAUGAUGCUGAGAAUUUCCAAGACUCGUAUUCUUAUUUUGGAAUAUUCCUUCUAAGUGCUAUCUUAAUCAUUGAAACAUAUCAAAUUAAUUUUCAAAACAUAUCAUAUUUCAAUUCCUAUACUUUGGAUUAUGUUUUGAACUUUUAUUAUAAAUUAUGUGACGGUUUAACAAAUAAUGAACCCUCAAAUGUCAGUGAAGAAGACUCCACUAUCAUCAACAAUUACGAUAGUUUAUUGACCGAAUGGGUCAAUGCACUCUUUGAUGAUUCGAAUGAUGGAUUAUCAGAUGAUUUGAUCAAAUCAGUUAAUAUCAAACAGGUGAACAAGCUUAUUCCUAUAAUUUUCCAACAAGCAAUCUUGGCUACCAGAAGUAACAUUAUUAGCUUCCAACAUUUAUCAAAUGGUAUUGAUUAUUUGUCGCAAAACUUCCUCAUGCCAUGUACUUUAAGCGUCAUCAAAUGGGUCAUUGGAAAGAUAACCUUAGAGGUUACCAAUAAUCCGCUGAGCAAGUUUGAUGAGAACAUAUAUGUGAAAGUAUUGUAUCAACUAAUCAAGCUAAAUACCACCAAUGAUGAAGAAAAAUUGAAUAGUGAUACAGAUAUUAUGUUUUGUAUGGUUAUUAACUUGGUUGGACACCAAAUUAUCAAGUUGUUAGAAUCAUUUGAUUUAUUCAACACUUCACUGAUGGGUAUUGAAAUAGUGGAGAAAAUUAGGCUGAGGAUUGAACCAAUUGGUAAUCAACUUUAUUGUCGUACCCAGCCUAGCAAAUUCAAGCAAGUAACUCUUGACUUUGUUCUGUCAUCAUUUACCAGUCAAUCCACACAACUGCCUCAAUUAGCCCAAUCACCUCCAGAAUCCAAUGCUGAUAAUCUUGAUAAACGAAUGAUCGCAGUUAAUUUUGUGAAUGACAAUAUGGUUAUAAACACAUUAUUAGAUGAAGUUGUUCUGUUUCAAAAGAAGUCGAGUGAAGAAUCUAAGAUUUUUAUUAAUUUGAUACUUUAUAUUCUGUUCCUUCAGGCUUCUGUUUCUGCUGAUAAUAAAAAGUAUUGGAUUGAACGUUUACUGCAGUUCAAUGGAAGCAGUAAUACCCCAGUAGCCUCGAAUGAUGAUGCCAUGGAAAUUGACGAAGAUAUCAACAGUAAUAUGUUUUCCAUCUCUUUAGAAGAUCAUUAUUCUUCCAUUUUCAAUACGCCUGGAGGCAAUGGAGGUGAAGUAGAUGAUAAUGAUGAUGAUGAUGAUGAUUUAUUUAAUGACAAUGCUGCACUGAAUGGUAAUAAUGAGUUCGCUUUGGAGUCAUUACAAUUGAACAGGUUAAAUUGUCUUUUGGCAUCGAUAAUCACCUACAUUAACAAACACAAGUAUGACAUUUUCAACGGGAAGACAGUUAACAUAUUAUCCGAUAAACUUGGUGACGAUAUGAACAAUUUAUAA
Lizanozyma spartinae is the source of this 3042-nucleotide messenger RNA. It is a transcript of the gene MED5, whose product is annotated as Med5p. Gene Ontology annotation, cellular component: mediator complex. The record is from RefSeq and is a predicted model, not a curated record. Gene Ontology annotation, molecular function: transcription coregulator activity. NCBI's taxonomy places the organism in Eukaryota, Fungi, Ascomycota, Pichiomycetes, Serinales, Debaryomycetaceae. Bases 1 to 3042 code for a protein of 1013 amino acids. Gene Ontology annotation, biological process: regulation of transcription by RNA polymerase II. The transcript has a single exon.